This is a messenger RNA of Talaromyces stipitatus ATCC 10500, 407 nucleotides long. RefSeq lists its product as uncharacterized. Lineage: Eukaryota; Fungi; Ascomycota; Eurotiomycetes; Eurotiales; Trichocomaceae. The record is from RefSeq and is a predicted model, not a curated record. The coding region runs from base 201 to 407 and encodes 68 amino acids. The transcript is spliced from 3 exons.
UGACUCUGCUGUAUUUGUGGAUUGCCAGGGAAGCAGUCCAGAGUUUAUGCAUCAAUUUGUCCAAUUUGUCAAUUCACUGGCGGGACAUCCCUUAGAAACAAACAUUUUCUUUCGGGCAGAAACUUUUCACAUGAUCAACACUUUAAAAGAAGCCGUCCUCAAAGCCAGAUAUUCGUCAAUCAUUGAAUCAUCUUUCCAAUAUGCCAAAUAUGGGUUAUUACAGCAGUGUAGCUAAAGACGCGUUCAAAGGGGCUUUUAAAGAAGUCUCCAAGCGAGCUCAGCAAAACUCAGCUAUAGCGAUCUGCACUGUGGCUGCAGUUGGUGGAGUCGCUCUAGUCGCUGCUCCGGGAGUUACAUCGGCAGCUAUCUAUACUAAACAGAGAUUAAGAGCAUUCGAGUUAAUUUAA